AUGGAAUUUUUCUACAGAAAAACUUUUAAGGAUGCCAAACGUAAAGCAGAAGAGCGAGAAAAGAAGAAGGCAGAAGUGCGUAAACGUCUUGAAGAAGCGGGAUCUAAGAAGAAGUCCAAAAAAGGUUUCCUGACACCAGAAAGAAAGAAGAAACUUCGAAAGCUGCUUAUGAUGAAAGCAGCUGAAGACCUGAAACAGCAACAACUUCUCAAAGAGCAAGAACGGCAAAGAAUUCUUGCACAGCGUACCAUUCCGCUUCCCAGCAUCGAUGAUGUUGAUGACCACGAAAAGCUGGAAAAAAUCUACAACGAUCUUUUUGAACAUAUGGUUAAAUUAGAGGAGGAAAAAUAUGAUAUUAAUCAACUGAUUAACGAGCUCACGAUUGCCGUCAACGACUUAAGGGGCAAAUUUGUAAAACCUACGUUGAAAAAGGUCUCCAAAUAUGAUAACAAAUUCAAGAAGAUGGCUGGACAGAAGAAGGAAGACAAACAAGACUUCCGUGCCAACUUGAAGGUUGUCAAGAAGGAGAACGUUAUUGAAAACCUCGUUAACAAAAAGAAGCCAGACAAGCCAGAAUGGUCAAAGAAGGCUGAAAAGAAGGAAGGUGAAGGAGAAGAAAAGGCUGAAGAAAAGCCAGAGGAGAAGAAGGAAGAAGCAAAACCAGAAGAAGCUCCAGCUGAAGAGGAAGCUGCUGAAGAAGAGGAAGAAGCAGAAGGUGAACGGUUUUUUCUCUCUUCAUUUCGUCCUCUUUAUCAAGAUAAAUAG
Molecule: messenger RNA, 765 nt
Organism: Enterobius vermicularis (human pinworm)
Lineage: Eukaryota; Metazoa; Nematoda; Chromadorea; Rhabditida; Oxyuridae
Source: the annotation of a GenBank genome assembly